Oikopleura dioica is the source of this 1644-nucleotide messenger RNA. NCBI's taxonomy places the organism in Eukaryota, Metazoa, Chordata, Appendicularia, Copelata, Oikopleuridae. The record is from the annotation of a GenBank genome assembly.
AUGAAACUUGCGAAGUACUUUUCGAUUUUUUCACAAAUAUUCGCAGAUGAAAGGAAGAGACCAAAUGUGAUUCUUCUUCUGGCAGAUGACUUUGGAGUCGGAGAUUUUCAAGUGAACCAGGCUAAAGCAAAAGUGCCAACGCCGAAUAUUGACAGAUUGGGGACAGAAGGAGUCAAUUUUAAGGAUGCGCACUCUGGAUCCUCCCGCUGCUCCCCAAGUCGCUACAUGCUCCUCACCGGAAGAUACUCUCUAAAAGACAGUAAAGAACGAAUCAUCAAGCCCGGGCGAGAACCACAUCUUGGUCUCAUGUUCAAAAAAGCUGGCUACACAACUGGCGUUUUCGGCAAAACUCAACCCUUCCAAACGAUGCUGAGGAACGAUAUCCAGUCGGAGGAUCACAUUCGCUGGAAGAAAUUGAACGAAUGGAAGAAGACAUACGCGAACGGGGAAAAAUUCAACGAUCGAUUCGACGAAAAACGCCUGUUUUUCCGACCCGGAAACUAUACCUUCAUGCUUUCUGAAAUCGACCAUGGCUUCGACUAUUCCUUCUCGGCGGAAUCUCCCUGCUGCUCGCCGAAUGGAUACUUUGAGAAUGGGAAGCAAGUUGAGCCGUUUACUGAGUGGGCGAUUCAGCGAUUUUUUCCAGAAGGAGGACCUACUCAAAGAGAGCUAGACACAGGCAUCAAAUUCUGGAAAGGCGCUUAUGUCGCCGCACCCUGGCCAAAAGAAGAAACCUACGGCGAGCGGUUCACCAACAACUACCCUCGAUCCAUGAUCGCUCAGCCCAAUUUCGACUCGCGAACAAAAGACUUGACCAUUUCAACGAAGCUCAAUGAGUUCAUCAAAGCCAAUGCUGAUUCGGAAAAGCCGUUCUUUGCGUACUACGGGAUGCGAUUUGGGCACGGGCCUUUCAACUCUCAGGAGAAAUUUAGAAAUACGACGGAAGUGGGGAUUGUGGGGGAGAUGAUUGCGGAGGCGGAUGAAAUGGUUGGAAAGCUGUUUAAAGCGCUUGAAGAAAGCAAUCAAAUCAACAACACUUUAAUCGUCCUCAUGUCCGACAAUGGCGCUGGAACCAACUACGAGCCCGUCAACGAAGCUCUCUACGGCCAUACUCAAAACGCAAUCGAUCUCACGAACGGCGAUCACGGCGUCCAAAACGUCCGACUGAAGGGAGGAAAGGGAACGAAUUGGGAAGGAGGGCACAGAAUGCCCUUUAUGUGGUGGUAUCCAAAGGGGUUCCCGGCGAGGACGAUCGAGGAUAAAAUCGUUUCGUACGUCGAUGUCUACAGAACCCUUUCCGACCUGGUCGAAUACAAGCCAAAAUGCAACGAAGGCCCAGAUAGCCGAUCUCUCUUCCCGCUUCUCACCGGCGCUUCGGACAAAAUCGACGGUCCUGAAGAAAUCAUGACUCAUGCAGUCCACUUCGCUCCCCAGGCGAUCCGCUGGCGAAAAUGGAAACUCAUGCCGAAAAGCAAAGAGUUCUACAAGAUCGAAUGCGACCCGGCAGAAGAAAACAACCUCUGGGACAAAGAAUGGGCUCAACAAAUGAUCCAAAGAUGGGGUGCCAAGCUCGAAAGUAACAUUGCAAGAAUAGACGAGCGGGAGGAAAAGACGAAUUAUGGUCAACUCGAAAUCUGUAUCUAA